GAUGUGUGUUUGUUUACAUUUUGUUCGAUUGCGAUUCCGCACGGCCAUCGCGCGCCAUCGCGAUGCUAUUAUUUUCUUUUUUACGUUGUGUUUUGAGUAGAAUUUAGAUCAAAUCUUACUUGCUUGAUUAAGUUUAAGAUAUUUUUGUCUUUGUGAUGCGUUAGUUUAUGUUGUAGCAAACCCGUUUACAGCUUGUGAACCUGGGAAACCUGUUGUGUUCUACUAGCGCAAAGAAGCCUUGGGAGUGCGCUCUCGGUGGGGGAGAUUGCAAGGUGUACAAAAAUAAACUUCCUUCCAACCUUGGGUUGGUGCGCAAAGAAACAGUUCUCCGAUUCGAUAGUGCAUGGUCGCACACGGGCAACAUGCUGCUCAGUAAUAAAAGAUACGGAUUUGUGAUUCUCUUUCUGCUCGUUGUGGAUUGUUUUCAACCGAUUGCUCCUUCGUUUAUUGAGUACAUAUGGCCGACAGAUGAGAGUGCCGAACCAUCGACGGCGAUAGAUGCUUUCCCUUCUGUGCCGUACGAGCUUUCCGAUGCGGAUGAGAGCUUCAUCCGGGAAGCCUCCAAAUGGCUCGGCACGAAGCUUUCCAAGCUGGAUCUCUGCCACCAUCGCAUCAUUUUAAAGCUAAAACACUCCUGCCACGAGCUGAAUGCCGAACAGAUGGGAAAGCUCGCGGUGCUAUUGCUCAACUGUCAGUCCGAUUCGGAGGGCCGUGCGGUGUUUCCGUGCAGCGAAGAAAUGUCGCUCCGUCAGUGUACCGAGCAAAUGGACCCGAACACGUGGAACGCGUACCAUUUGAUCACGAACCGCGUAAAGGCGGUUUGUGCUAGCGUACGGCACGAACAGUUCCGUGGACUUACCGAGCUGACGGUGAACAAGCUCAUGAGUACGGCACACGAGCAGGUGCGUAUGAUGGACGAGCUGGCGGAGAAGCAGUCGCAGCUGCAAACCAUCACAAAGCAAGUGGUUGAGCAGAUGGUGGACAACAAUGAGCGUAUCGUCAGCCAGCAGGGCAACAUCCUGAAGCUGGCCGAGGUGCACCGUGCCAAAGUCGAAUCAAACUAUCGCGAUUUACUGCGCGAGAAGGGCGUCAUUAAGGCCGGACAGCAGGAGGUCGCGGUACUGUUGACGGAUCUGCGCAAACGGAUCGACGAUAGCGUGAACCAGCUGGAGGAGCAAUCGAAACGAAGCAAAGUAAACCAUGGCGCGUUGCUAACCGACCUGGAAGCGUUACAAGCGCACGCAGCUCAAAUAGCGACGAAGAUUGACGAAACGGGAGUUCAUUUCGCGCAGCAUCAUCGGGCCGUUGAAGAGCAGUACGGGUACACGUUGGAGCAGCUGCAGCGCAUCAAUGCCACCGUGGCCAGUAUGCUGGAAUCGAUUCGCACGUUGCAGCACGAUUUCAAUCGUCAGCUGGCGUGGCUGGUGGAAAAGCUCGGUGGUGGUGAGAAGAUUCUGCCAAAGUUGAACAUCAUUCUGCUGCACAUCGGAUACCUGCUGCUGGGUAUGAUUUGUCUCGCGUUUGUCGGAGCGGACAAGCUGUUACGUUUUGUAUUUGUUGCUGCCGUGCCGGGGAACCUGAUCGGUGGGCUGAUGGAGCUUUUCGAACCGGACGUGUUGCGCCUAUCGGUUGGGUUGGGCUGUGUUGCAGUGGUGGAUUUGCUGUCUCGCUUGGUUAUGAAGCUUCUGGCAGUUCGUCGUUCCCCAUCGAAGCAACCCGUGGUGGAAGAACGCUCUGAUCAGAGCAGACAGCAACGGUCAGAAGUACUCAGAUCUACGAAUGGACACAGAGUUGUACGUCCCGCUGAAGACAGUGAAGAGGAGGAAAGUGAACCAGAGGGGCUGAGACAUCGGGAGCGCUUCAGUCGAGAAAAAUCAACCAACCCUAACCUGGUCGAUACCGUUCGGCGUAGUGUGUCACGGCUAGGGGAGGAUUUCCCAAGACGACGCAGUAUGACCCCGGCGGAGAGAGCGCUUGGCAUAACCAACCAGUGUACUGCUCGAACGAUCCGAGGAGGCGAAUGUCGUGCUUUCACAAUGCAUGGCUCUGAGUUUUGCCGCUUGCAUCAGCCGAGAGGAGUUUAGUGAAAGGGUACGUACGUACGCAUGUUGAAUUUAUUUAUUUUUCUUGGUUGAGAAGGGUUUGGAUGGGUGUGUGUUGACCAUGUCAUAGGGUUUGUUAAAGUUUUUUUUUUUUUGUUGGCCUCGCUAAUUUAGAAAA
This is a messenger RNA of Anopheles merus, 2220 nucleotides long. Its product is annotated as protein brambleberry-like. The coding region runs from base 363 to 2084 and encodes 573 amino acids. The record is from RefSeq and is a predicted model, not a curated record. The transcript is spliced from 3 exons. NCBI's taxonomy places the organism in Eukaryota, Metazoa, Arthropoda, Insecta, Diptera, Culicidae.